This is a messenger RNA of Numida meleagris (helmeted guineafowl), 2890 nucleotides long. Its product is annotated as zinc finger protein 501-like. Gene Ontology annotation, biological process: regulation of DNA-templated transcription. The transcript is spliced from 5 exons. Bases 31 to 1386 code for a protein of 451 amino acids. Lineage: Eukaryota; Metazoa; Chordata; Aves; Galliformes; Numididae. The record is from RefSeq and is a predicted model, not a curated record.
UGGUCAUCCCAGGCUGCAGGAGAGCAGCCAAUGGCCACAGCCCAUCUAUCUCAGGAGCCCGUGAGCUUUGCGGAGGUGGCCGUGUAUUUCAGCAGGGAGGAGUGGGCGCUGCUGGACCCUGCGCAGCGAGCGCUCUACCGGGACGUGAUGCUGGAGACAUACCAGUCUGUGGCCUCGCUGGCUCCAGCCCCCAAACCUGUGGUGAUCUCCCUGCUUGUAGGAGAAGAGCCCUGGAUCCCAGAUGGGCAUAGCCCUGAGGCCAUGGCAGGAGACCUCAACCCAGGAGGUGAUGGGAUCACAAAGGAUGUCCAUGUGGGCUUUGAGCAAGCCAAGCACUUCAAGAAGCCACUGGGAAAGCAUCUGGGAAAGACAGCACGGAACCCGCUGGACUUCAGAGCAGGUCAGAAGCAGCCUGAAGACCCCAGGUGCAAGGAUGUGUGCCAGAAGAAGCAGCAGCAGAGUCCACGUGUUUUGUGUGGGAAACACUGUAAAAGGUAUUCCAACCUUGUUAAUCACCAGCACACGCUCUCAAAGGAGAGACUGUACAAGUGCUCUGAUUGUGGAAAGAGCUUCAAAUGGAGAUCCCAGCUCAUCUACCACCAGAGCAUUCACUCAGGAGAGAGACCCUACAGUUGUCCUGAAUGUGGGAAAAGCUUCAGAAGGAAUUCUGAUCUGAAGCACCACCAGCAUGUCCACACAGGAGAGAGACCCUACAAGUGCCAGGAGUGUGGAAAGGGCUUCCAAAACAGUUCCGUCCUCACAAUACACCAGCGCAUCCACACAGGAGAGAGACCGUACAAGUGCUCUGAGUGUGGGAAGGGCUUCAAAAUGAUGUCCCACCUCAUCGAACAUCAGCACAUCCACACAGGAGAGAGACCCUACAAGUGUUCGGAGUGUGACAAGACCUUCAAAAAGAGUUCCCAUGUGAUUUUCCACCAGCGCAUCCACACAGGAGAGAGACCCUACAAGUGCUCCGAGUGUGAGAAGAGCUUCAGAAGCAGUUCAGACCUCACAAAACACCAGUACAUCCACACAGGAGAGAGACCAUACAAGUGCUCCGAGUGUGGGAAAGGCUUUAUAUGGAGUUCAGACCUCACAAAACACCAGCGCAUCCACACAGGAGAGAGACCCCUUAAGUGCUCUGAGUGUGAGAAGAGUUUCAGAAGCAGUUCAGACCUCACAAAACACCAGCGCGUCCACACAGGAGAGAGACCGUACAAGUGCUCUGAGUGUGGGAAGAGCUUCAAAAACAGUUCCCACGUCAUCCAGCACCAGCGCAUCCACACAGGAGAGAAACCCUACAAGUGUUCUGAGUGUGGGAAGGGCUUUAUAUGCAGUACUAAUCUCAAAUCCCAUAAGUGUGUCCACAUAGGAAGCAGAAAUUAGAAGUGUUUUGUGGUUUAACCUAGCGGGCAGCUCAGCACCACGCAGUUGUUUUCUCACUCCUUCCCUUCCCUGUGGGAUGGAGGAGAGAACUGGAAGGAAACAAUGAAGUAGAACUUGUAGUUUGAGCUAAAGCUUUUUACUGAGAUAAAGGGCAAGGAUAAUAGUUAUGACAAUGUGCAUUUCUAUGCCUAUAGUGCAUUUUAGCGCAUUGUAAUUAUAUCCGUUACGUACACUGAUUACAUACAUACAUGGUACAUACAGACCUGUAUUGCUCACUUCCAGCACUCUGUGUUCAGAGAAACUGGUGAGAUCCAGCAGCUCACUGCGGCUAUGAUUAUUUUGUGUUACAGUGAUGUCCUGGUUCUCAGUUCCCCUUUUGUUAUGAUGGGAGUGCAACAUGUGGGAAGUAUGCAGCCAGCUGUGGUGUUUUUCUCGUUCUGGGUUGGGAUGACUGCAGUUUGGUCACGUGGUGGGAUCUUUUGGGGCCGGAUUCAUAAUGCUUUGUCUCCUGUAGCGGGAAACAAAAAGUCACAGCUGAAGGAAGAGCACAACUAAUUCAGGAGGUGAAAAAACCCGCAGAAACACAGCAGAUUGUACCGAGCGAUUGUCUGCACGAUGCAAAGUCAAGGUUCCUCCAGCAGACCCUGGCUCUCUUCAUUGUGAAAGCUGGCGUGCUGGGUUUGCCCCCUGGCGUUACAGGGUGAGCUCUCGUGUUGGCUUUGGCACAACAGCCGUCGCUACGGAGCAGCACCAUCGGGGGAACUUUGUCACCACACUUUGAAGCACUGGAACGCUCCUGCAGAGCCCUCUCUGAAACUCAUUUCUCCCAACCUCAGUGUACACACACGGUGUCCCUGGGGACACAGAAGGGUUAAAGCAAACGUCGUUUUACACAGCGAGAACAUUGCACAGGUUUCCAUGACAAACAGCGGUGUCACAGUUAAUGAGGAGGGACAGGUGACGGAGAUGAAGCCUGCGAUCCCUGAGGGAUCGCUAAGAGGGAGCCGUGGGGCUGCAUCAGGAUCCUCCACGAGGAUCGGCAUUUAUUCCAGCACCGUUUCAUCUGUUUAUUGACCACGAUGGGAAAAGCAGGCAGACACUGAUGAGAGCUGCUGACAGCGUUAAUCAUGGAGGCGCUGCCUGCGCUUGGGAGGAUGGGAAAGCCCGGGGCUGCUCGGAUCUCAGCGCUUCCCGCCCACCCCGUUUCCCCACCUGACAGCACGGCAGCAGCUCGGCUCUGGGUGCAGUUUCCGGCUCCUCCAGCAGGCGGCGCCAAAGCACCCGGUCCCACACUGGCUAAACGAUGAAUUAAUCUUUCCUUAGGAAAUUCCAAAGCGUUACAAAGGGCGGAUGGCCUAUAUAUUAACUAUAGUUAAUCACCAUAUGAGAGCUUUCAUUGCCCUUUUGAUAGAUUCAAGCUCAUUAACUUCUCAUUGAGUGGAUUGGAUUUACCGUUAUGUCGCUACUUCUUAUGAAUAGAAUAAAUCAAUAUUGAAUACCUCUG